AUGCCGUCCUGUUGCCAUGUAGGCUUCCUGUGUUUUUUGUUAAAACAUGUAGCCCAGUCCCACCCCCUAGUGGUGGAUUGUGCCCUUCCUCCACUGGGCUGGAUCAUUCAGAGUUCAUCUCAGACCGUGGCACUAGCUGCACAACCAAAUAGUCAGAGCUUCAGCCCUCUGGGGUUUGUGAAGGAGGGUAGGGACCCUCCGAGCUUCACCCGGCAGUCUCCCCCUUUCAGCUUCCUCUCUCUCUGGUCAUGGGCAUUUUUGAACCUGCACUUGAAAGAUUUUCCAAUUCCUCUGUCUGUGAUAUUAUUUUUACUUGGAUGCAGUUUUGAAGUACUAAGCUUUACAUCUUAUGAGGUCCAAAGAUAUGCAAAAGACAUACAAUGGAUGAGUCCAGACUUAUUUUUUCGUCUAUUUGUACCAGUAAUUUUCUUUACUGCUGCAUUUAACAUGGAUAUAUACACAUUUCAAAAGUUACUUUGGCAGGUACUUUUAAUUACAGUUCCUGGCUUUUUGGUUAAUUAUAUCCUAGUUCUUUGGUAUCUGGCAUCUGUAAAUAAAUUAUUUUUGGAGCCCACUCCAAGGUUAUUAUUUUCAGCUAUCCUUGUGAGUUCAGAUCCCAUGCUAACUGCAGCUUCUAUAAGAGACCUUGGGCUUUCUAGAAGCCUCACCAAUUUAAUUAAUGGAGAAAGUCUGAUGACCUCUGUUCUAUCAUCAAUUACAUUUACUAGCAUUAUGGAUUUUAAUAAAGGACUAUACAGUGAAAGGAACCAAACCUUAGCUCAAAGCAUUGUGAGUGCAGUUUGUUCAUAUAUUAUAGCAAGUUUCUGGUUCGGAAUUCUAAGUUCAAAGCUGAUUCAAUGGUGGAUGUCAACUGUUUUUGGUGAUGAUAUCAGUCAUAUGAGUCUCAUCUUUUCAACUCUGUAUCUCAUCUUUUAUAUUUGUGAGUUAGUUGGAAUGUCAGGAAUAUUUACUCUGGCCAUUGUGGGACUUCUUCUAAAUUCUACAAGUUUUAAAGCAGGAGCUGAAGCAUUUCUUCUUGAAUUCUGGAAUUGUCUGUCAUUUGUUGCUUUUCUUAUGGUGUUUACUUUCUCUGGACUUCUAAUUCCUGCACAUGUAUAUUUGUAUAUAAAAUUUUCUGAUAUAUACUAUACAUUAAAUAUCUACUUCACACUGAUUGUUUUAAGACUUGUGAUCCUUCUGUUAAUGAGCCCUGUUUUUUCUCGGGUUGGUCAUGAGUUCAGCUGGCGCUGGGUAUUCAUCAUGGUCUGGAGUGAAAUGAAAGGGACGCCUAAUAUAAGCAUGGCCCUUCUGCUUGCCUACUCUGAUCUUUAUUUUGCAUCUGACAGAGAAAAAUCUCAAAUAUUAUUUCAUGGAGUGUUAUUAUGCCUAAUAACCCUCGUUGUCAAUAAAUUUAUUUUGCCAAAGGCAGUUACUAUACUAGGUCUUCGUGAUGUCACAUCAACAAAAUAUAAAUCAUUUUGUUACACAUUUCAACACUUUCAAGAGCUAACCAAGUCUGCAGCCUCUGCACUUAAAUUUGACAAAGAUCUUGCUAAUGCUGAUUGGAACGUGGUUGAGAAAGCAAUUGUACUCAAAAACCCCUAUGUGUUGAGCCAAGAAGAAGCAACAGAACAUCAGAAGGUGAAAUGUCCACACUGUAAAAAGGAAAUAGAUGAGACCUUUAACAUUGAAGCAAUGGAGCUGGCCAACAGGCGUCUCUUGUCGGCACAAAUAGCAAGCUACCAGAGACAAUACAGGGAUGAGACUCUGUCCCAGAGUGCUGUGCAGGUGUUGGUAGGUGCAGCAGGAAGUGUUGGUGAGAAGAAGGGAGAAUAUAUGAGUCUUGAGACAAUAAGGAAUUAUUCUGAAAGCAAAAAAACACUUACCUUUACUAGAAAACUACUGCUCAAUUGGGUGUAUAAUACUAGAAAGGAACAAGGGAUCCCAUCAAGAUACUUCUUUUUUCAUAUAUGCCAUAAAAUAGUAUUUACUGAGGAAUUUGAGUAUAUUGGAUACCUUGUGGUACUAACGAAUAUAUUUCCUAUUGUAAUCUCUUGGAUAUCCUGGUUAAAUGAAAUCUACAGCAGAGAAUUAAAACUCAGUAACUACUCUUUUCUUACAUAUUAUAUUCUAGAGGCACUACUUAAGAUAGCAGCAAUGAGGAAGGAUUUUUUUUCACAUGCCUGGAACCUGUUUGAAUCAGCAUUUACAUUAAUUGGCAUCUUAGAUAUAAUACUUGAUGAAAUAGACACCACUAAGUAUAUUUCUGAUGUGACUCGAGCAAAGGUCUUUAUAAAAGUUGUUCUGUUUCUUCGUAUACUACGCAUUUUCAAGCUCAUAGCACCAAGGUUGCUGCAGAUAAUAGAUAAAAGAAUGAGUCAUCAGCUGACCUUUUGGUAUGCAAUACUAAAAGGGUAUGUCCAAGGCGAAGCAGACAUAAUGACUAUAAUUGAUCAGAUUACAAGUUCUAAACAGAUUAAACAGAUGUUACUAAAGCGAGUGAUAAGGAAUAUGGAAGAUGCCAUGAAGGAGCUAGGCUACUUAGAGUACGAUCACCCAGAAAUUGCUGUCACCAUGAAAACAAAGGAGGAAAUUAAUGUUAUGCUCAAUAUGGCUAGAGAAAUUGUUAAGGUUUUCAGAUUAAAAGGAAUUAUUCACAAAACUGAAGCUGCUGAAAUUAAUAAGUUAAUCACGGCCAAAAAGAGAGAGGUGCUUGAUUCUCAAUAUUUUAUCAGGCCUCUUACCAUUGAAGAAGUCCUAUAUCAUAUUCCAUGGCUUGAUAAAAACAAAGAUCACAUAAACUUCAUUCAGGAAAAAGCCAAAGUUGUAACAUAUGAUUGUGGAAAUGAUAUAUUUAAAGAAGGUGAUGAGCCCAAAGGAAUCUAUAUCAUUAUUUCAGGCAUGGUAAAGCUUGAAAGAUCAAAGCCAGGUUUGGGGAUUGAUGAAAUGUUGGAGUCAGAGGAGAAAGAUUAUCUGAUAAUUGACUAUGCGCUCAGUGGGGAAAUAUUAGGAGAGAUAAGCUGCUUAACUAAUGAACCUAUGAAAUAUUCUGCCACCUGCAAAACUGUAGUGGAGACAUAUUUUAUUCCCAAAACUCACUUGUAUGAUGCUUUUGAGCAAUGUUCUCCUCUCAUUGAACAUAAAAUGUGGGUAAAAAUUGGACUCAUUAUUACAGCCAGAAAAAUCAGAGAACAUUUGUCUUACGAGGAUUGGAACUACGAGAUGCAACUUAAACUCUCUGAUAUUUAUUUAGAAGAUAUACCAAAGAGCACCAAAACUGAUAUCUGUGAUGAAAAUUUAAUCUAUGUUAUCCUCAUACAUGGAGCUGUAGAAGAUUGUCAGUUAAGAAAAAUUUAUAGGGCACCUUUCUUAAUUCCUACCACAUGCCAUCAGAUACAAGGUACAGAAGAUUUCACAAAAGUCAUGAUUAUUCAAAGUUCAAUUAAUAUGAAACCAAGCAGUUGGACUACUACAAAGUUUAUUCCUAAACAUAAAACUUCUCUUCUACCAGAAUUACUUAGGAGAGUGUUAGUUCACUCACAGCAGUUACCGCCCAGCAAGACGCAGCAUGGACUCUCCGAUUUACAUUCACUUCAGUCCUUUCACAACGCCCAGAUGGCAGAGGCUUCUCCACUCAGCCUUAUGCAGCUGUCUCUAAUUCUUGCAAAUUGCUCGACACAUGAGGCCCCUCCUAAUGGGCCUGAUAUCUUUCAUGACUGA
This is a messenger RNA of Saimiri boliviensis boliviensis (Bolivian squirrel monkey), 3720 nucleotides long. It is a transcript of the gene SLC9C1, whose product is annotated as solute carrier family 9 member C1. NCBI's taxonomy places the organism in Eukaryota, Metazoa, Chordata, Mammalia, Primates, Cebidae. Gene Ontology annotation, biological process: regulation of intracellular pH; potassium ion transmembrane transport; proton transmembrane transport. The record is from RefSeq and is a predicted model, not a curated record. Gene Ontology annotation, molecular function: potassium:proton antiporter activity; sodium:proton antiporter activity. Gene Ontology annotation, cellular component: plasma membrane.